AUGCGUUCCACUGCCUACAUCAUCGCUCUCUUGGGCUCCUCUGUUGUCAACGGUGCUGCUGUGCCGUCUCUGGACCAGGCGCCUACCCUUACCACUGCCAGUCUUAGUGACCGCCAAGCCGAUGGCUCUCGCGCUGUCAUUGAGCGAACCAUUCAUAAGCGCGAGCCGGUCACCGUCCUCAUUCUGACGACGGCAGGCACCGCUGCCAUCACUGCCGUGGUUACAGAAGCUGUCAAGGCAGCCGCUGCUUUCAUAGGCGAUGUUAUCAGCUUCGACAAGGGGCGCGAGGCCUUCACGCAGCAGACAACUGAUUCUAUGAUGAACAACAACCCCGACCCGUCACGUUUCGUUGCCGCCGCGUGCUACAACAAGGGUUACGCGGUUGCCAACCCUGAGAACAUCGACGGCUUGAACAGUGUUGAGUUCAGCUCCGGCAUCCUCCACACGGACUAUGACUGCAUGUACCUUGUGGCACCUAACCAGUUCUACACUCACGGCGAUGGAGGUUUCAUCAACCUUUCAUACACCUACACAGACAGGUGUUCCUUUGACAAGGCCACUGGUGAUCUCACUUGUAACUAA
This is a messenger RNA of Verticillium alfalfae VaMs.102, 582 nucleotides long. RefSeq lists its product as hypothetical. The record is from RefSeq and is a predicted model, not a curated record. Bases 1 to 582 code for a protein of 193 amino acids. The transcript has 3 exons. Lineage: Eukaryota; Fungi; Ascomycota; Sordariomycetes; Glomerellales; Plectosphaerellaceae.